Molecule: messenger RNA, 981 nt
Organism: Thalassophryne amazonica
Lineage: Eukaryota; Metazoa; Chordata; Actinopteri; Batrachoidiformes; Batrachoididae
Gene: mrpl15
Product: mitochondrial ribosomal protein L15
Exons: 5
Coding region: 63-953 (296 amino acids)
Biological process (GO): translation
Cellular component (GO): mitochondrial large ribosomal subunit
Molecular function (GO): structural constituent of ribosome
Source: RefSeq, a predicted model, not a curated record
CACCCCUAGGUCACGUGAUUUAGCUUUUGCGUGUCCUUGGUUUUUAUGUGAGGAGGAGAAACAUGUCUUUUCCUAAAAAUCCUAUAAGUAAAGCUUUGGAGGUUGUACAAAAUCUGCCGCGCAUUAGUUUAGUAAACCUGCGGCCGGAACCAGGCACAAAGAAGCGGGACAGGCGGCGGGGACGAGGACAGCACGGCGGGAACAGCAGCGGCCGAGGACAAAGAGGACAGCGAAUGAGAGGCAACCAACCUCGGCUGGGAUUUGAGGGUGGAAACACUCCGUUUUAUCUGUCGAUCCCUAAAUAUGGCUACAAUGAAGGGCACAGUCGGCGCACUCAGUACCAGCCUCUGUCUUUGAAACGGCUGCAGUAUCUGAUUGAUCUGGGGCGAGUUGAUGUAACCCAGCCCAUUGACCUGACCCAGCUCGUCAAUGCCAGAGGAGUAACAGUCCAGCCUAGAAAGAGAGACUAUGGAGUCCAGCUUGUCGAUGAGGGUGCUGACAUUUUUGCUGCAAAAGUCAACAUCGAGGUGCAGCGAGCUUCUGAAGGUGCUAUAGCUGCUGUUGAGAGGAAUGGAGGGGUCAUCACUACGAGCUUCUAUGACCCCAUCAGUCUCGAGAUUCUCAUCAAGCCUGUCCCCUUCUUCUUACGUGGGAAACCUAUUCCAAGGCGAAUGUUGCCAGGGGAGGACAUGGUGCCAUAUUACACUGACCCUGAAAGUCGCGGUUAUCUGGCGGACCCAGAGAAAAUCCAGCAAGCCAGGCUGGAGCUGGCAAAGAAAUAUGGUUAUAUUUUGCCUGACAUUUCAAAGGAUGAACUAUAUCACAUGCUCUCCAUGAGGAAGGAUGUUCGGCAGAUCUUCUUCGGCCUUUCUCCAGGCUGGGUUGUUAGCAUGUCGGAAAAGAAGAUUCUGAAGCCAACUGAUGAGAAACUGCUUCAGUAUUACAAUUCUUAGGUGAUAAUGUUCAUUAUAUGGCAAAUAU